CGUUUCUUAGAACGUCAAACAGACAUUUGCUAACAAAAAUUUUGAAUUAGAUUUUUUCCAAAUUAUCAGUUCGCCAUGCACUGAACACAUUCGUUGAACUACUGUCAAUAUUUAAACGUCAAAACCAAGUUUCAGUUGGAGAUCUAGCGUUAAUGUGAUAAGAAAGUUCCUCCAACAUGGGUGCACCAUCUGGUAAUGCCGAAAACGGAAAAAAACUCUUCGUCCAGCGGUGUGCUCAGUGUCACACAGUUGAAAAAGGUGGCAAGCACAAAACAGGACCGAAUUUAUCCGGUAUCAUGGGAAGGAAAACGGGUCAAGCUGUAGGAUUCGCCUACACUGACGCCAACAAAAACAAAGGGAUUACAUGGACCCGGGAUACGCUCUUUGAGUAUUUAGAAGAUCCGAAGAAGUACAUUCCGGGGACGAAAAUGGUGUUUGCCGGUUUAAAAAAACCGCAGGACAGGGCUGACCUUAUUGCGUAUUUAGAACAAGCCACUUAGUAGUAGUGCUCAUUUUGCUUUAAUAUAAUAAAUAAAACCUUCUGUUUUUUUCUGUGGUAUUGCA
Messenger RNA from Zophobas morio, 564 nucleotides. Its product is annotated as cytochrome c-2-like. NCBI's taxonomy places the organism in Eukaryota, Metazoa, Arthropoda, Insecta, Coleoptera, Tenebrionidae. Gene Ontology annotation, molecular function: electron transfer activity; heme binding. The coding region runs from base 177 to 500 and encodes 107 amino acids. The transcript is spliced from 2 exons. Gene Ontology annotation, cellular component: mitochondrial intermembrane space. The record is from RefSeq and is a predicted model, not a curated record. Gene Ontology annotation, biological process: mitochondrial electron transport, cytochrome c to oxygen; mitochondrial electron transport, ubiquinol to cytochrome c.